AUGGGGCGCGUCGGGAAGCUUACGUGUCUGGCUGUGACCUGCGUCGUAGCACUUGCAACGUUUUAUGUCUCAAAGGAGGCAUUUACAGUGCUUGCUCCAAGAAGCUCACCUCCAACAUGGGGACCGACGGUUUAUCCAGAUGCAGAGAAGCUUCAGAGUAGAGGCAAUCCUUUCGCGAGCGGUGCUGCUGCAGUGUUCCUUGGCACGAUCGCGGUACGUGCAGCGCAGCAAAACGCAAAAGAGGGCAGCACGGCAUGUGCCGCCGACAUCUCUGGCGGAAGCCUCGAGCUCUUCUCGCCGGCCAAAGUCAACCUGUUCCUGCGAAUCAUCAGGCGACGACCAGAUGGCUAUCACGAUCUUGCGUCACUUUUUCAUACUGUGGCCUUCGGCGACAAGCUGGUGCUAGAGGUUUUGCCAGAGGAUGCAGAACAGGAUCAGCUGGAGUGCAACUUGCCAGGAGUGCCAACAGAUGAUUCCAAUCUGGUAAUCCGUGCGCUGAAGCUGUUUCGCGAAAAGAGUGGAGUUCAACGCUAUUUCAGUGUGAAGCUGGAGAAGGAGAUCCCGGCGCAGGCUGGAAUGGGCGGCGGCAGCAGCAAUGCUGCUGCCGCCUUCUUUGGGGCCAACAAGCUGUGUGGUUCUCCUGCCACCCCUCAGGAUUUGAUAGAUUGGACCGACGACCCUGUGAUCGGCUCUGACGCUACCUUCUUUCUCUCGGAAGGCACAGCUUACUGCACAGGAAGAGGUGAGAUUAUAACGCCUGUGGAACAACUCCCGAUUAAAGAUGGCUUGAGUGUCUACUUGGUCAAACCCAACUGGGGUCUGUCUACGGGGAAGGUUUUUCAGGCCAUGGACCUCUCAGCGCUGAGCACGGCCGAUCCUGAGGAGCUUCUUCAGACCUUCAAAGAUAAGGGUACCUCACACAGCUCCUGGGUGAAUGACUUGGAGAAGCCUGCCUUCAAGGUGUCGCCAGAACUUUGCGAGCUAAAGGACUUUCUGGCUGGGGAAUGGGAUUUCGAGGCCGUUCUGAUGUCAGGGUCGGGAAGCACCAUCUUCUGUUUGGGCGAUCCAAAGGGUGGUGCUGAAGCCUUCGAGGCAGCAACCAAGAAGGACUUUGACAUUGAAGGCAUUUGGCGAACAGAGUUCAUGCGUCGGGCCAGUCCGACAGAAUGGUAUACAAAGGCUUCCAGUUGA
This is a messenger RNA of Symbiodinium pilosum, 1191 nucleotides long. The record is from the annotation of a GenBank genome assembly. NCBI's taxonomy places the organism in Eukaryota, Dinophyceae, Suessiales, Symbiodiniaceae.